UAUUCUUGGGGCAUUUGCAGCGUCACGGUAGGUCGAUUGGCAGUAUCGCGUCGAGCGCCGCAGCGUUGUCGCCCGGUCCGAUCGGUUGGAAUCGCGAAAUGGAUGCCAAGAGCAGCAAUCCCGGCGACGAGGAAGAGCAGCGCCAGCGCCAGCGGCCAUCGCCGGGAGAGGAUGAAGACGCGGCAGCUGUGAGCCACGCGGCCGAGGAGCAGCGAAUGCCAUCGCCGGAAGAGGAGGAAGCCGCAGUGAAGAGGAAAUAUGGCGGAUUGAGACCAAAGAAGCCACCCCUCAUUUCCAAGGAUCACGAGCGAGCGUUCUUCGAUUCCGCGGACUGGGCUCUUGGAAAGCAAGGUGGACCGGUCGGUCAGAAGCCAAAGAGUUUGAUCGAAUCCCUUCGUCCAAAACUGCAGCCUACUCCCCACCAGCCUCUCCCUUCCAGAAAAGCUGCCUAUGGUGCUUCGGAUGGAGAAGGUGGUGAGAAUGGAGCAGCGGAUCCAGCCGAGAACAACAUUUGAGAAGGUUUUCUUAGCUGCUAACUGUUACUUUUUCCACGUUCUAAUGAUUUUGAGUGACUUUUCUUUCUAAGAAGAGAAUCGUCUA
This is a messenger RNA of Selaginella moellendorffii, 600 nucleotides long. RefSeq lists its product as uncharacterized. Gene Ontology annotation, molecular function: protein phosphatase inhibitor activity. Lineage: Eukaryota; Viridiplantae; Streptophyta; Lycopodiopsida; Selaginellales; Selaginellaceae. The transcript is spliced from 6 exons. The record is from RefSeq and is a predicted model, not a curated record. Bases 99 to 515 code for a protein of 138 amino acids. Gene Ontology annotation, cellular component: cytoplasm.